AUGUUUGUGCUCCAUCUUCCUAUAGCUGCAGAGAUAGAGAGAUGGGGGGAGACACAGACAAAGGUACAGUAUGUGUUAACAGGAGGUACUGGUUUCUUAGCGUCCUGGCUGGUCAUGAGACUUCUUGAGCAUGGAUACUCUGUUCACACCACUAUCAGACCCGACCCAGAACAUAAAAGGGAUGUUAGCUUCUUGACAAGUUUACCAGGAGCAUCAAAGAAACUUCAAAUAUUCGAAGCUGAUCUCAGUGAUCCAGACAGUUUCGAAGCAGCCAUUAAAGGAUGUAUCGGUGUGUUUCUAGCAGCUACGCCUGUUGAUAUUGAAAACAAAGAACCUGAAAAAGUAAUUGUCAAAAGAGCACUUGAUGGUGCAUUAGGCAUCUUGAAGACAUGCUUGAAUUCCAAGACAGUGAAGCGAGUUGUGUAUACUUCAAGUGCAUCUGCAGUUGUGUUUAAUGAUAAGGUUGCGCAUGCAAUGGAUGAGAGCUUUUGGAAUGACACAAAUUAUAUUAAAUCCCUUAUGUCCCCUUUUGCUUCUUACUUGAUCUCCAAGAUAUUGACAGAGAAGAAAGCUCUUGAUUUUGCACAAGAACAUGGAUUAGACCUGGUGACAGUAGUUCCUUCUUUUAUUGUUGGUCCCUUUAAUUGCCCCAAAUUUCCUGGCUCAGUGCACACAUCAUUUGCUAUGAUACUGGGCGAGAAGGAACAAUAUAGUGCUCUGCUCAACAUGUCAAUGGUGCACACCGAUGAUGUGGCUAGAGCACAUAUCUUUCUCCUUGAAAAUCCUGAUGCCAAAGGGAGGUAUAUCUGUUCUUCAAACACCAUGACCAUUGAAGAGCUGUCUAAAUUUCUAUCCCACAAAUACCCGGAGUACCCAAUACCUACAAUAGAUGCUUUACAGGACAUUAAAGGCCAUAAAUCAGCUAGAUUGUCGUCUCAGAAAUUACUGAAAUUGGGUUUCAAAUUCAAGCAUGGGCCAGAUGAGAUGUUUGAUGAUGCUAUUCAAACCUGCAGAGAAAAGGGCCAUCUUUAGUUCAGAAUAAGUUGGUUGUGAUCAUUUUGUAAAAGCUAGAUUAAAUAGGGGACUGGACUUGUGUUUCUCAGUUCUUUAUUGAUUAAGUUUAAGAGGACAAUUUAGUGAAAAUGUCUUCAUAAUUGUGUUUCCACCAAGUCAUUUCUUAAUUUUAUUUAGACAUUUUAUUCUUGUGGUUUUUUUUUUUUUUUUUUUAAAUAUAGCAGCCAGCAUCGGUGUGUUUCAUGUAGUAACACCUGUUGAUUCCGAAAACAAAAGAACCUGAAGAAGCAAUCAUCAGGAAACACUUGAUGGAACAUUAGGCAUUUAAUUUUUGAAAUCAUGCUUGAUCUCGAAACAGUAAAUGAUAUAGAGAAUAAAUCUU
Ricinus communis (castor bean) is the source of this 1396-nucleotide messenger RNA. RefSeq names its product vestitone reductase. Gene Ontology annotation, molecular function: oxidoreductase activity, acting on the CH-OH group of donors, NAD or NADP as acceptor. Lineage: Eukaryota; Viridiplantae; Streptophyta; Magnoliopsida; Malpighiales; Euphorbiaceae. The record is from RefSeq and is a predicted model, not a curated record. The transcript has 4 exons. Bases 1 to 1032 code for a protein of 343 amino acids.